AAACAGGCCGCUGGGAUAAUUGUAGCUAGACGGAUAAUGUACUUUCUGGAUCAAUAGGUUUGGAUCUCUCAGAUCAGAGUCAGAGAGAGGCUGUAGUACUUCAAGAACCAGCACUGGUUUUUGCUACAUUGGUCAAGAAAAGUAUUCAGACAUUAGCAAGUAGUGCUGUUGGUUUUUGGGCUAUGGGUGUGAUGUGUGAGGAAGUUACGCAGGUUGUGAUACCUGCGGCUGCUUUCAUUGGGAUUGGGUUUGCUUUGCUUCAGUGGUUCUUGGUCUCCAAGGUCAGGGUGUCUGGUGAUUCUGAUGAUUAUGAUCAUGAAUAUAAGGGCAGCCUUAUUGAUGAAGCAGAGUUUGAGGAGGGUGUAGACGGUCUCGAGGCUUCCAUCAAGUGUGCUGAAAUUCAGAAUGCCAUUUCUGUCGGGGCCACCUCGUUUCUGUUUACUGAGUAUAGAUAUCUUGGUAUCUUCAUGGGAGUAUUUGGUGUCAUCAUUUUCCUCUUCCUGGGUUCAGUCAAGGGCUUCAGCACCGAAAGUGAACCUUGCACUUACAAUACAGGGAAUUAUUGUAAACCAGCUUUGGCCAAUGCCUUCUUUACCACUGUUGCAUUCUUGCUUGGGGCUCUUACCUCAGUUCUUUCUGGUUUUCUUGGGAUGAAGAUUGCUACCUAUGCCAAUGCUAGAACCACUCUAGAGGCAAGGAAAGGUGUUGGUAAGGCUUUCAUUACAGCUUUUCGCUCUGGUGCUGUAAUGGGGUUCCUUCUUGCUGCCAAUGGCCUUUUGGUGCUGUGGGUCACCAUCAAUCUAUUCAAGCAGUAUUAUGAAGAUGACUGGGAAGGGCUUUAUGAAUCUAUUACAGGUUAUGGACUUGGAGGUUCUUCAAUGGCACUUUUUGGAAGAGUUGGAGGAGGUAUAUAUACAAAAGCUGCUGAUGUUGGUGCUGACCUUGUAGGAAAAGUUGAGAAGAAUAUCCCCGAAGAUGAUCCUAGAAACCCAGCUGUUAUUGCGGACAACGUGGGUGAUAAUGUAGGAGACAUUGCUGGAAUGGGUUCUGACCUGUUCGGGUCUUAUGCUGAGUCAUCCUGUGCAGCACUCUUUGUUGCAUCAAUAUCAUCUUUUGGUGUCUCUCUUGACUACACCGCAAUGUCUUAUCCUCUAAUUAUAAGCUCAAUGGGGAUUGUUGUUUGCUUAGCAACAACAGUUUUUGCAACUGAUCUUUUUGAGAUCAAGAAUGUGAGUGAGAUUGAACCAUCCUUGAAGAGACAACUUCUUAUAUCAACUGUCUUGAUGACUGCUGGUAUUGCCGUGGUCAACUUCUUUGCUUUGCCAUCAGAAUUUACUCUUUAUGAUUUUGGGGCUGAGAAGGCUGUAAAGAAUUGGCACAUUUUCUUCUGUGUUGCCAUUGGCUUGUGGGCUGGACUUGCUAUUGGGUACACUACAGAAUAUUAUACCAGCAAUGCUUACAGUCCGGUGCAGGAUGUGGCAGAUUCUUGCAGGACGGGUGCUGCUACAAAUGUGAUUUUUGGUUUGGCACUGGGAUACAAAUCUGUCAUCAUUCCCAUAUUUUCCAUUGCCAUUGCCAUUUAUGUGAGCUUUAGCUUUGCUGCUAUGUAUGGAAUUUCUGUGGCUGCUUUAGGAAUGCUCAGCACCAUUGCCACUGGUCUAGCAAUAGAUGCUUAUGGCCCCAUAAGUGACAAUGCUGGGGGAAUUGCAGAAAUGGCUGGUAUGAGCCAUAAGAUACGGGAAAGAACAGAUGCUUUAGAUGCUGCCGGAAAUACUACUGCUGCUAUUGGCAAGGGUUUUGCUAUUGGAUCGGCUGCUCUUGUUUCCCUAGCUUUGUUUGGUGCCUAUGUGAGCAGGGCAGGUAUCAAGACCGUUGAUGUGUUGACUCCAAAGGUCUUCAUUGGGUUGAUUGUGGGAGCCAUGCUUCCAUACUGGUUUUCAGCCAUGACAAUGAAGAGUGUUGGAAGUGCAGCUCUCAAAAUGGUUGAAGAGGUUCGCCGGCAAUUCAAUUCUAUUCCUGGCCUUAUGGAAGGACUGGCAAAACCAGACUAUGCAACCUGUGUCAAGAUCUCUACCGAUGCUUCACUAAGGGAAAUGAUCCCACCUGGUGCUUUAGUCAUGCUCACACCACUUAUUGCCGGCACCAUCUUUGGAGUGGAGACUCUUGCUGGGGUUCUUGCCGGUUCACUUGUUUCUGGUGUACAGGUUGCCAUCUCAGCUUCCAACACAGGUGGUGCAUGGGAUAAUGCAAAGAAAUACAUAGAGUGGCAGGCUGGUGUGAAUGAACAUGCUAAAUCACUAGGUCCUAAGGGUUCAGACGCUCACAAGGCGGCUGUCAUAGGCGACACAAUCGGAGAUCCUCUCAAGGACACAUCUGGUCCAUCACUCAACAUCCUCAUCAAGCUCAUGGCUGUCGAGUCCUUGGUGUUUGCUCCAUUCUUUGCAACUCAUGGGGGCUUGAUUUUCAAACUGUUUUGAAAAAUAUUGGAGCUGCCAUAUGAUCAGUUUUACUCUGGUACAUGUCUUAACUUGUGGAACAGUAAAUUUAAGUGGAUGGAGUUGGAGCUGAUCUCAUCUAAUCUGAAACUGCAAGAUCUAAAGAGAACAAGCUAUAUAUGUGGCUUUACUUUGAUCAGAAGUUUACUGGAUUUUGUGCAUCUUUGUACUAAACUUUGUUUAGCUUUCUAAAGCUGUUAUUGUCCUAAAA
Molecule: messenger RNA, 2706 nt
Organism: Carya illinoinensis
Lineage: Eukaryota; Viridiplantae; Streptophyta; Magnoliopsida; Fagales; Juglandaceae
Product: pyrophosphate-energized vacuolar membrane proton pump 1-like
Exons: 8
Coding region: 183-2477 (764 amino acids)
Biological process (GO): proton transmembrane transport
Cellular component (GO): membrane
Molecular function (GO): inorganic diphosphate phosphatase activity; diphosphate hydrolysis-driven proton transmembrane transporter activity
Source: RefSeq, a predicted model, not a curated record